UCCUCAACGCCCCUACUAUCCACAAUGUCCCUCCUCGCUCGAUCCACCCUCCGUGCCGCCAGGACCCUCAAGACGCCCCAGCAGGUCCGAUCCGUCCACUUUGAGAACGUCGUCGACCACACUAUCCCCACUGACGUUACCAACAAGUACUUCCUUGCCGCCAAGAUCAUCACUUUCGGUGUUCUCGGCUUCGGUACCCCCUUCUACGCCGCUUACUACCACCUUAACAAGUCCGGUUAGGCUGGAGAAUUGGUGGAAAUGGCAUCGGCGACAUGCAUAUCAUAAAAGCUUUAUUGGUGUCUCAGAUUGAGCUGUGUAUUAAUGUGGAAAGCGUGAUAUCGUUUAAGAAUUCCUGGAUAGGGUCCUCAUAAAGGUUGGCAAUUGAUGUGGUACGAGGGAUUUCGAGAUGGGGGAUCGGAAUGAUUGCUAUUGGUGGGACAAUUGUAGUCGUGGGCAGGUUGAGUGGUUGAAAUACGCAAUGCUCUAUACGCAUAUCCCGAAAGCGUCUAUACCCACAGCAUUUGAACUGUCGUGUUUUGAGAUGCUGCAUAGGAGGAGACCUUGUACCUUGACGCUAGACCUUACGACCUUAAAAAAUAGUUGUACUUGUAGGUUGCGGCUUGCUUGUGGAGGAAAU
This is a messenger RNA of Cryptococcus deneoformans JEC21, 637 nucleotides long. RefSeq names its product expressed protein. NCBI's taxonomy places the organism in Eukaryota, Fungi, Basidiomycota, Tremellomycetes, Tremellales, Cryptococcaceae. Bases 25 to 240 code for a protein of 71 amino acids. The record is from RefSeq and is a predicted model, not a curated record. The transcript has 3 exons. Gene Ontology annotation, biological process: mitochondrial electron transport, cytochrome c to oxygen.